Molecule: messenger RNA, 1223 nt
Organism: Callorhinchus milii (elephant shark)
Lineage: Eukaryota; Metazoa; Chordata; Chondrichthyes; Chimaeriformes; Callorhinchidae
Product: Bardet-Biedl syndrome 5 protein homolog
Biological process (GO): cilium assembly; intracellular transport
Cellular component (GO): ciliary basal body; BBSome
Molecular function (GO): phosphatidylinositol-3-phosphate binding
Source: RefSeq, a predicted model, not a curated record
UUCCCUGGCCGGCCCGGGGGGGGUGUCGCUGCCUGCCGGCCGGUUGCCAUGGUGAUGUGAUGGCCGGAGCCCGGGGCCGGGGGCCAUGGCGUCGGUGUUGGACGGCUGGGAGGACAGAGACGUCAGAUUCGACAUCUCUCUUCAACAGAUGAAGGUGAGACCUGGAGAAGUCUUGAUCGACUGUUUGGAUUCCAUUGAAGAUACGAAAGGAAAUAAUGGAGACAGAGGUCGACUGCUUGUGACAAAUUUGCGAAUUAUUUGGCACUCACUGGCUCUUCCACGUGUUAAUUUAUCUGUUGGCUUUAACUGCAUCUUAAGCAUAACAACCCGAACUGCUAACUCGAAACUUCGAGGUCAAACUGAAGCUCUUUACAUCCUUACUAAAUGCAACAACACACGAUUUGAAUUUAUCUUUACCAGCGUGAUCCCUGGAAGUCCUCGAUUAUUCACCUCUGUCAUUGCUGUGCACAGAGCGUACGAGACAUCCAAAAUCUACAGAGAUCUGAAAUUAAGAGGAGCUCUCAUUCAAAACAAGCAGUUGAGACUUUUGCCUCAGGAACAAGUUUAUGACAAAAUUAAUGGUGUCUGGAAUCUGUCUAGUGAUCAGGGCAAUUUGGGAACCUUUUUCAUCACAAAUGUUCGAAUAGUGUGGCAUGCAAACAUGAAUGACAGUUUCAAUGUCAGCAUUCCCUAUCUACAAAUUCGUUCAAUAAAAAUCCGGGAUUCAAAGUUUGGGCUAGCACUUGUAAUAGAAAGUUCACAACAGAGUGGUGGUUAUGUGCUUGGUUUUAAAAUUGACCCGGUGGAGAAACUUCAAGCGGCCGUAAAGGAGAUAAAUUCAUUGCACAAAGUUUACUCUGCCAGCCCUAUCUUUGGAGUAGAGUACGAAAUGGAAGAAAAGCCUCAACCACUUGAGGAGCUGACAAUCGAGCAAGUUCAAGAUGAUGUUGAAAUUGAACCCGAUGAACAAAACGAUGCUUUCGUGGCUUACUUUGCAGAUGCUAAUAAGGAACAAGACCGUGAGCCUGUCUAUUCAGAAGAACUUGGGCUUGCAGUCGAGAAACUGAAAGAUGGAUUCACUCUUCAGGGAUUGUGGGAAGUGAUGGGUUAAAUUUUUAGACCGCCUUUGUAUUUAUUUUAUGGGUUUCUAUAAGAGACUUAUGUUUUGCGAUGUGUCACUCAGUAAAGCUGCUUCUCAAGAAUAAAGUCUUUGAUUUUCAAAA